AUAAGUUUAUUAUUUUGUGGUCUCAGAAAACUGACACUAGAAGCAUUUUAACUGCUUUACUUGAUUAAAGACAUGAAAACCACCGUUUAAAAUCUCAAAAUUAAUUUUCCAUGUCAGUCAAACGUAAUCUAAAAUCUCCACACAAAUAAACUUUUCAUAAGUAAUAUGCUUAUACAGUUCUUGGUUCUUGUACAGCUUUUACACUUUGUCUUGUGUGGGAGGAAGAGAGAGAUUAAUGAUGAUGUGUGUGACGUCAGGGUGUUUCUACCACUGCCAUCUGCUUCUUAUAGCAGGAAAACACCAGCCAGGGUUUGUGUUAAUUUUAAAUCUUGGAAGCAUGAAAGCAAACUUAUUGAACACUUUUACUACUGACGUCUUGUCCUCUUCUUUUAACAUACCACUUAAAAAUGUGCAGGUGCAUUACGAAUUCUGAGUUAUAGAUCAGAACCAUUUAAAGUGUGAAACCAGUUGACCUAUUGUUUAGAUUUGACCACAUCUACUUUAUAAAAAUACAUUUUGGGCAUUUUAAACAAUGAUGAUGUAUGUGGAAAAAUCAUAAUACCAUAAUACAUGAGAAAAUCUGAAUUCUUUUACAGUUUUUGGUUUUUCAUAUUGCAUGGCAAAAUCAUCAGUUGCUCAUCUGGCCACCCUUCUGAAAACUUUCUGGGGGAAACUGCUGAAAACAUUAUAGUCUGCAUGUGUGACUAUUCUGUAUUAUAGUAAUAUUGAAAUGUCAUGUCUUGAAAUCAUAACUUGUUCAGGUGCUUUUCAAAGACCCCAAAUCACUAAGACUAGACACUAGUGGUGACCUACAUCUUUCAUUUGAACAAAAACACAUUGAUUUCAAUACAUCACAACAAUUUCUGUGUUAAAAUGUAGAUACAUAAUUUAAGUGAAACUCCAAACAGCUCUUAGUCUGUUGUUGCACACUUUCACUGACCCUUUUAACACCUUAGCAGAAGAUGUUUGUGUGUUUAGACACUAAUGACAUUAUACUUGUCACCAGCAAUGAUUUACCACAUGUGUGUGUGGGUGGGGGGUGUCGGUGCGUGUGCCUGCGGGGAUGUAGGUGUGUAUGUGUGUGUGUCAGGACGGACUCUGGCCCGCAUGAGCAUCUGCUGUACUCUAGUGCUCAGCAUACAGUACACUCCAUUAUCCCCUGGCAGAGUGUGUGUGUCAACCCUGCAGUUGCUACAUUAGGGUGAUGUGUUUAAUCAUCAAUUCAGCUCAGGAACUGCCCUCUCCAGCUGUACAGCUAUCAGCCUGUGUCAGGGUUGCAUUUAUGCAAAGGUCAGCUUGUAGCUCAGCCAAGAGGGAGAUAUUCACCUGAUGAAGAGAGAGUUUAAAGGUUCAAAGUUUACUUGUAACUUCUUUAAUAUUAAUUCUGCAUGUGUAAAGCUUGAACCCAGGAGGUGCACUAAGAGGCCAAAAGAAAACAUUUCUGUCAUAUUUGAGAUUUGUUGAGACUGCUGAGGAUGCCUAAUUUCACCAUCAACUUCUACGCCGGAUCCCAGUCCUUCAGCAUCUCCGAUAUUAUUGUCAUCGCAACAUAUUUUUUCCUGAACCUCGCUGUCGGUAUUUGGUCAUCAUGCAGGGUGAGCAGAAAUACUCUGAGUGGAUAUUUUCUGGCUGGAAGGGACAUGGCCUGGUGGCCGAUUGGCUCGUCUCUUUUCGCCAGCUCAGAGGGUUCGGGUCUGUUCAUCGGCCUGGCUGGGACUGGGGCCGCUGGCGGAAUUGCUGUCGCCGGGUUUGAAUGGAACGCAACUUAUGUGCUGCUGGCACUUGCUUGGAUAUUUGUACCUGUCUACAUCUCCUCUGGGAUUGUGACAAUGCCAGAGUAUCUGGGGCGUCGCUUUGGAGGGGAACGGAUCCGAACGUAUCUCGCUGUCCUCUCACUCUUGCUGUCUGUCUUCACCAAGAUAUCGACUGACUUGUACUCUGGAGCCCUGUUUGUCCAGGUGUGCCUGGGAUGGAACCUCUACCUGUCCACUGUCCUCAUGCUGGUGGUCACUGCUCUCUACACCAUAGCAGGUGGACUGGCUGCUGUCAUCUACACAGACACUUUACAGACAUUUAUUAUGAUCAUCGGUGCAAUCAUUCUAACAAUUACUGCUUUUAACAAGAUAGGUGGCUACAACAAUCUGGAGCAAGUUUACAGCAUCGCGGUGCCAAGUAAGAUUAUCCCCAACAGUACCUGCCAUCUGCCACGGGCCGACGCCAUGCACCUGUUCAGAGACGCCGUCACUGGAGACCUGCCGUGGCCAGGCAUGACACUAGGGCUCACCAUACUGGCCACCUGGUACUGGUGCACCGACCAGGUUAUUGUACAACGGUCCCUGUCAGCUAAAAACAUGAGUCAUGUGAAGGGAGCGUCGAUCUUUGCCGCCUAUCUAAAGUUGCUGCCCUUCAUCUUCAUCAUCCUGCCGGGUAUGAUUAGCCGAGCUCUCUAUCCAGACACUGUGGGAUGUGUUGAUCCAGAGGAGUGUGUACGGGUGUGUGGAGCAGAGGUUGGAUGUUCCAACAUUGCCUUUCCCAAACUGGUCAUUGAGCUCAUGCCAAGUGGCUUGAGGGGGCUCAUGAUAGCAGUGAUGAUGGCAGCUCUGAUGUCAUCUCUGACUUCCAUCUUCAACAGCAGCUCCACACUUUUUACCAUGGACAUCUGGAAAAAACACCGGCCUGGAGCCUCUGAGAGGGAGCUGCUGCUGGUUGGCAGGAUUGUCACUGUGAUCCUAGUGGUGGUGAGUGUGGUGUGGAUCCCCAUCCUUCAAUCAGCCAAUAGCGGCCAGCUCUACGUCUACAUCCAAUCAGUGACAAGCUACCUGGCUCCGCCAGUCACAGCCGUCUUCACACUGGCAGUCUUUUGGAAGAGGACCAAUGAACAAGGUGCAUUCUGGGGCCUCAUGGUGGGUUUGGUGGUAGGAGUGUGCAGGAUGGUGCUGGAAUUUGCCUUCCCUCCUCCCAGAUGUGGCGUUGUGGACUCAGCUCCCAUGGUGUUACGUGGUGUUCAUUAUCUUCACUUCGCCAUUCUGCUCUGUGGACUCACUGCUAUCGUCGUAGCCGUGGUGUCAGUUGUCACACCGCCACCCAGCCACGAACAGGUGUGCAACCUGACCUGGUGGACAAUAAUUGAGGAGCCAGAAAGAGAGAUUCCUCUCCAGAAAGUGUCUUCUGUCAGCCACCGUAACUCACAGGGAUCUGAACAGGCUCGCCGGGCCGUGUGCGGACAAGGAGCAGGAUUGUGCCUCUCGGCGAUGCGGCGCUCAGAGCAGACUGCCAGAGUUCCCACGAUUCGGGAGAGUGUGUUCUGGUCCAGGUUCUGUUGUGCCAAUGCUCUCCUCUUAGUUUGCAUUAAUAUUUUCCUAUAUGCAUACUUUGCCUGAAUUUGUUGCCAGAUUUGGAAACGUUCCUCACCAUGCCUUCUGCUGAACUCUGUUCAACCUGUAAACUGCAAACUGGUAGAGGUUAUUGACAAGACUUUUUUUUAAUUGUUUGCCUUUUAGAUGCCUGACAGGUACAGCUCUGUGCAAAAGUUUUAAAUCAACUUAAUUUCUUUACACUUUGUUCAAAAUCAGCCUGAUUGUUUCAUAAACCCUAAGAGAUCUUCAUCACAAGGAUAUAUGAAGGUUUUUCUUUGUCGGCUCGUUUACAGUGUAUCUCUAGUUUAAACUGGUCUGAUUUAAAUUAAUAUAAAAAAAACCUGCAACAUUUAGAAUUUUUAAGAUCAGUGUAAAAAUUCACAAACUGAGCUUAAAGAAUCUGAGUUUAGAGGUUUUGUGGUGCUAUGAUCCAGACUUGAUGGGACUAACUGUUGUAAAUGUAGAACCAGAGCUGAUUAUAGUGGGUCCAAAUGCAGCCACACUGGUCAAUCAGAAGCCAGCUUCAGCAUUGUUGAUUUAUGAUUGGCAGAACAUGCUGAUGCCAUUUAGACCAAUUCUCAACAUGAAAAGGUUGAGAAUUAGUCAAAUAAUGUCUUAUAAAAUACUCAUGACUUUAGAUAUUGUUUAGUCUCAAGUCAGAUAUUUUUUUUGUUCAUUUCUAACAAUUUAACAAUAAAGGAAACAUUUAUUAGACAACAGCUUCUCAAAUAAAAUCAAAAACGUUUUUAAUGUCUCAUGGUAUUAAUUUUUAGAGAUGUUUUAUUGAAUAUUAUUUGUAGUAAAGAAUCAUAUUUUUGUUUUUCAUUGGCAUAUGUUAAAUAAACUGAAAGAUAGUUGCACAAAAAAAACAAACAUGGACACAAUGAAUUCAUGACUGAAAAUAUUCAGCAAGAAGAAAAAUGUAAGAUUUACUGCUGUGUUUGGAUCCGGUUUAUGCUGAUCACACCAGGGUUUGUGACCAAAGACAAAAUAAUAAAACAGAUUAAAAAGUAAAA
Poeciliopsis prolifica (blackstripe livebearer) is the source of this 4372-nucleotide messenger RNA. It is a transcript of the gene slc5a10, whose product is annotated as solute carrier family 5 member 10. The transcript is spliced from 15 exons. The record is from RefSeq and is a predicted model, not a curated record. Gene Ontology annotation, molecular function: D-glucose:sodium symporter activity. Gene Ontology annotation, biological process: transmembrane transport. Gene Ontology annotation, cellular component: plasma membrane. Lineage: Eukaryota; Metazoa; Chordata; Actinopteri; Cyprinodontiformes; Poeciliidae. Bases 1476 to 3380 code for a protein of 634 amino acids.